AUGUAUCGUGUAUGGCACGUUUCAGAAUUAUUAUUUGUGACAGCCCUUAAUCCACAGCAAAAUCUCGUUCUGUUGCGAAAUCGAGACGUGUCCCGGGCCGGUAUUUUUGCGGGUAAAGUCGACGUGGGCGUCCACUAUGGAGGGGGGUAGCGAUAAGACAUGCACACACUGGCUGUUCCGUAUACGUGUAACGUGAAAAAUGUAAUUUUUAUUUUUUUUCGAAUGGAUAUAAGGUCUUGUAGAUACUGUGUAUACAAUAAUCAUGCAUAAUUCAUCGUUUCGCCAACACCUUCUGAUGUAUUUUCUUUGAUGGACACCCCUCGAUAAUUAUUGUGCACUGGUGUGUGCAUCAGCGCGUCCGUAUCCGUGAAAUAUUUCAUGUCAUUAUAAAUGUGCAAACGUCAACAAAAUAAAUUAAACAAAUUAUUACGCAGUUGUAUUAUCAUUAUUAUUACGUCGCCGGACGAACCGGAUAAAAUUUCGCAGACACGCGAUUAAUGAAAACCAAUAAUUUAAAAGCCUUACAGCAGAGAUAUUAUAAUCGAAACGUUGUUUGAAUUACCCGUGUACAACUGUUUUGACCUAUACCGAUACAAAAUCGUUUGCGCGGGGAAUAAUAUCGUCGUCGGUAUAUAUAUAAAAAAAAAGGAAGAAAUAGAGAUGGACAUAAUUCUCACGAUGGGCGGCGGGCCACUGUUGUAGGUGAUAAGUCGGUAAGGUAGGAUAUAGAUGGAAAUUCAAUAAAUAUCUGUAUGCAAAAAUUAAUCAUUAAACAAUUCUGAGCGGAGUUCGGUUAUCCGUUUUAAAAGACUCUAAUAUUUACGAUUUUCGUUAAAAUUUGCAAUUAAAAUUCUUACAAAAAAAAAAAAAAAACAUUAACAUUAAACUCAACUCUUUCUUGUUGACCACUAUAGGUACGAUUUUUAAGGAUUUUUAUUGGAUGCUACGAUUUUAUUCACGGUGUACAUACCGAUUACAAAUUACGUGAACAACUCGCAAAAUUAAACAUUUUACGGCAUCUAGAAAGGGCAAAUACACAAGUUUUAUGUCGAUAUUUAAAGUCUCUUCGAGAAUUUUUAACUGAAUUACAACUAAAAUACAAAAUUGAAAAUAAUAAAACCAUUAUUUUCCUUCCUUUUAACCGCUUUUUGGCAACUAUUAUGAAAACUACUUCCCGGUAAUAUUUAAUACUACUGCAUGAUAGUCGAAAAACUAUAGAUAAUUCGAACAGUUUGUGUUCCGAAUAUAGGCGGCUAAUGACGAACGAUUUGUAUAAUCAAUUGUUUAAUCGGCUUGUGCAUCCCAUAAUUUAACCUAAUCAUUUUUUUAGUAAUACAAUUUUAAAAUAAUAUUAUAAUACACACUUGUAUUAUGUAUAUUAUGCAUAAUAAUUAAAAACUGUAAUACGUACAUACAUUUUAAAAACGCCAAGUGUAAUGUUUUCCCUAAAACCUCGAAACUCGAAAUCUUUAGUAAGUCGAAAACCUCGAUAGGUCGAAAAACUUGCAGUUUCCUUGAAUUUUGACUUAUCGAGGUUUCGUUGUAUUCAUAGUAUUUGUAACAUUGAUAUGAAUUGUGAAAUGUUAUAAAAUUUAACUUGUGUAUAAUUUUUCUAGCUUGUCAAAAUUCUUUUCUUGUUGUAUCAGAGGAAAUGACGACGUCGAAGAUUCUUGGGAAUUGAAUCGUAAGUAUACUCACAUAAGACAUUUAUCUAUCGUAUCCGCUAAUAUACUAAUCACUUGUAAAUACGCAAUUAAACCGAAUCAAAAAAUAUUAAGUAUAAAAUUAAUUUUAAAUAGAUCUUUGCGUAGGCGCCACGUACACAUGUUAAACAUUUUGAGAGAUGCUAGACGUCUGUCAUAAACAUUUAAUUUUUAUUAUUUAAAUCAAUAAGUAUUUAUUAUUUUACAGUAAAAUGACUUUUGAAAUAAAUUUGAACGUGAAAAUCGUCGGUAUAUACAAAAAAAAAAAAAAUCAUAGUAAAUUUUUAUUGUCAUUUAUGAUAAUAUUUUGUAUAUUAUGUUGUUUGAUAUUUUACGUGGCUUGUUUUUUUUUGGGGGGGGGACACCCCAUGGAAUUGAGAAAACCCCGUGCUCAUGGUUUCUUGACAUUUUCAACAUUCUGAAUUCCUAUAUAAUAAUUCUAUUUUUUUCUGAUAAAAAAAAAAAAAUUAAUAAAAUUUCGUCUGGCCCGUAAAUCGAACCCUAUAUAGUCUCUUGGCAACGUAUAUUAUGAUGUUAACAUGUAACUAGGUUCUGGUUCUUACGAUUAUUUUCGCUGGAUUAGAACGGUAUUUACGGGCCAUUUGGGAAGUUGCCAUACAUGCAUGGUUGAUGGGUCGAUGUGGCGCUCGGGGGCUUUGUCGCAAGACCCUACUGCUAGUAUAUUUUUAUUAAAUACUAUUAUUAUUAUAAAUAAUCACCAAAAACAAAGGACAAGUUAUACGUAUUAUAAAAGUAAAAAAAAAAAAAAAAUCUUAUACUGAACGGGUGUGCCACUGUUAUGGAUGAGAAUCGAUUAAAAGGAUAGAAUAAAGUUAUUUAAUUUAUAUCUGAUCGACUCUUAUAGCGAAUCUCAGUUAAACAUGUUUUGGAAUGCCGUUAUGUUUAUGAUUUUCGUUUUGAACUUCAACAAUUAUAAAAAAAUAAUCCGCAUUACGCUAAACUUUUUUUUUUUUUUUUACCACUAAUUGGUAGUGCACGAAGUGCUACUAACGAACCUCAUUUUAAGUAUUCAAGAAUUUUUGUUCGACUAAACAAUUUUACCCACAUAAUACCAAAUCAAAAUCAAAAAAACUCGAACAUGACUUUAAAUAGCUAAAAAAUCACAAGAUUGUUUGAAAAUCGAUAAAACGAUAUAUUUUGUAAAAAUUGCAGGUCUCUACGAUCGAUUAUUUUUAACCAAACUACAACAAUAAAUUAAAUCGAAAAUAAUAAUACAGUAUGUACCCGUAUUGUAUAUUUUGACUUAUUACUUAGUACUUUUUAGACGCAGUAAAGUUUUCAAACAAUUCUGGUAAUUUUUGAGCCUUUUUUAGCAAUUUAAAAUCGCCGAGUUUUUCGGUUUUUAUUUGGCUUUUAUAUGUAGAUAAAAUUGUUUUGGCCUGAAAGAAUUUUUGAUUAUUUAACACGAGGUUCAUAAUAAAGUGUAUUUAGUGGCAAACAAAAAAUUAAAUGAAUGUAGUAGGUAGUUUUGUAUAGGCGGUUUUAAGUUCAAAUUUAAAAAAAAAGUCAAUUAUGACGUUAUGACCAAUUAUGGCGUUUCAAAACAUGUGUAACUGAACUUCUCUCAGAAUCAUUUUUAUUAGACAUGGAUUACCGUUUAGUACAGGUAUAAAUUGCGUUAUGUAUUUCAUCAUCCUAACUUACUGCCUAAAACAAUGGUACACCCGCAAACAAUCUACGCAUUAUCAGCUAUUUUUUUGUACUAAAAUAAUUCCGAAAUUGUCUGAUUUUUAUUGGCAAGCUAAUGAAAAUGAGAUUUAUGUUAAUUACGUCAUAAAAUUUGCUUAGUUUCAAUAAUCAAUAUAAGACUAAAGAAAAUCAAUUCACCAACUAGACAAAAUCAAAAAUAUACUAGAUAAACAUAAUUUUUUUUUACGAUAAUGUCUGCGUGUUUCAGAAAUUGAUUUUGAGGGUUCGAAUUCUGAAACACCAAAACAAAGAACAACAAAUGGACUGUCUGAAGAGCGCUACGACCCUCCAACGAGCUCCAAAACCGUGAAUGUGAGUAUAUGGAAUAUUGAUGUUUUUACCAGCGGUGAAUCAAACGGGGUGUUUCGAAUCGAGGGGAAGAAAAACACGGUACAAAAUACUUGUACAUUCGAUGCAUUUUUACAAGUUUUAACGGUGUGUUUUGCGGCUUACAUAACAGCCGGCAAUACAUUUAAAAAAUGGGUAGAAAAAAAACAUGAACGGGGAAUCAUCAAUGUGGGACACGGUCGGUUUGAUAAAAUAACAACUUUAUCACGGAAACGGUAGUAUCACCCAGAGACAAAGAUUGCUGUUCUUAUUAGAACACAUUAACGGUAAACAAAUAAUAAAAAAAAACAUUAAGAACGUCCGUAUAUCGGAUAGUGGUUCGACCCUUUCGAAUAUGAUACGAAAUGCGCUAGGAUUGAAUUACAUAGAGUUUUGUAAAUCCGCGAAAUGCGCGCCUAUUGCGGAAAUGUCGAAGAGGUUUUAUGCCGAAACCUUAUGGGAGUUGUAAUUCCAGUAAAUGAUGUGACCCGAUUAAAUGCGUUUAUUCCAGACCGGUAUCCAAACGUUUUCCAAAACCAUUAUAAUUUGUAGUGUCAAUUAUGCCUAGCUAAAGCACAUUGAAUAGAAUUGAUUAUUUACUCAAACUAAACGUUAUUAUAUCUAAGCGUAUUGUAACUCUAACGUGUUAAUUUAUCUCUAUCAUAAUGUAUUUAAAUAUUAUUAUGAAUAUUGAUAGUUUAAUUUAGUUGCUUUGUAUCGUAUAAAUAUAUUUUUGUUUGUUAAGGUGCGUAUAGGUAGCAACAUAAGAUACGCUAGACGCCGCAGAGUCGUAACCGAAUACGGCGUUUUCAUUGAUCGCGAGUUAUAAUUUUAACUCUCAAACCAGUGUUAUCAUUUUAUUUUUAUUUUUAAUUUUUUUUUUUUUUAAAUUAUGCGUGCCAAAUACAUUAUCACCGACACAAGAUUACGAGUAGGAAACUAACGAAAAACAUUUUAUCAAAAUAUUAAUUUUUAGAAUACUAUAAACUAUACCUAUUACAAUUUAAACCGUUUUGCAAUAACGACUCGACAUAUAUUGCGACAUUUUGAGUAACGUUCCAAAUAUUCAAUACGUUUGUCUGUAUUCAGUUAAUGUGCCCAGAAAUUUUCAACGAGAAGUCACGUACGUAGUAUAUAAGAGUCAUGAUGCAUAGUCGUAGAAUUUUCGCCUGUUAUGCCUAAAUCAAUAGUGGGAAUUUAAAAUCCAAUUUAUAAUAAGUCAACCUUUUUUCGUUGUAACGUGAUUGAAACAUUUAAUUGUACGAGAUUAAUUUAAUUGUAAUUUACUUGUAUGAUACAGUUACUAAAUAUGUAAUAAUGGUUACUGUAUUUUUAAGCCGAUGGGGGGAGUUGAACCUUAACAUGACCCCAGUUAAAUGUAAUUAAUCUUUUUUAUCAAAAUGUUUCCCCUUCGCCUUGUAGCGUUUGGGGCUUACGAAUUUUCUAAAUUUCCGUGUUAUUUCCAAUAGAAAAGAACAUUUAUAUUGUACACUUAUUAUUAUGAACAUAAUAAUAAACAUUAUUUUCAUAAUUUGUAUUUAUUUUACAAUUAUAUUCUUUGUAAUUUCGCGGAAUCGAUACGAACAUAAAAUAACCGAUUAAAAAGGUUGCGGUUCUUUUAAAUUGAGAUAGUGGAAAUUGGAAUAUGGAUUCCAAUAUAAUGUUUGGUUGCUGAAUUUUCUUUGAGUUCCAAUUCUAGAACCGGUACACCACGUUUUAAAAAUUCAAUUUAAUAAUAAUAAUAUCAAAAAACCGUUGAACCUUAUGCUGAAAGAUCUUUUCACUACGAAAAUGGGGGGGGGGGGAACAAUCGCCAUCGUCAUAACACAUCGUAAAAACAUGUACCUAAUGAUGUAUGCAGAAACAAUUUUACAUAAAAACCGAAAAAGGAAAAAAAAAACACGCUUAUAAAACGAGUAUGCUUUAUUUUACGUAUUAAGAGUAAUAAUUAUAUCUAUACACGUUACCUAUAGAAACUUAGGUAGGUUUGUUGUUACGAAUUUAAUUAUUUUAUACACUUUAAUAUUUCUAGGUUAUAAUUAUUAUUUACUGCCGAAAGAAUUGCAAAACAAUUACUUUCACAUGUAUACAUGAAAAGCCGUUGAAUUCAUUUAAGAAAAUUAGCAUUGGGUCUAGAUUGGGUAUACAUCGUAUACAAAAUUUUUAUACUUUUAUUAAUUUACAACCAUUAAUACACUCAAAUAAGUUCUUACAAGUAAACAGAGAAACGGCAUUUAGAGUUUAUUACUCUCACCCGUUAAUGCAAUUUUAAUUUAUCAAUUUUACUAACGUAGCCACGUUUUUUAUUAGACAUUUUAUAAAAUGAUAAAAGCAAUUUUAACCUCUCUUUUCUCAUAAUUCGCCAAAAUGUAACUGAUAAUUGAAAUUUUAAUGCAAAAUGUAUGUAUAAUAACUAUAAUUUAUUAUUAUAACUUCAAUAACCUAAUCAAUAAUUAUUUUAUUUAUAAGUUAUUUUUAUUACUCUAUUAAUUCUUAAUUAAUUAUCUUAAAUAGGUUAUAACCGACUAAUCGAUUAAAUUUGGCCAUAAUAGUUUAAAAAUUGAGUUCAAUGAAUUUAAUUAUUUUUAAACAAGUUGACCGCUAAAGGGGUUUUCAAUGUGUUACUUAAAUUCACCAUGAAAUCUUAUUAUAAUUCUCAGUCAAUUACUAGAAGUUGGUUCGUGAAGUUUCAAAUAAUAUGUCUAAUUCUAAAGCUAACAACACAAGUUUAGUUCUGUUGAACGAAAAUUUGAUAUGAUGUGGAUCAGGGAGAGAGAGAGAGAGAGAGAAAACAAAUAGUGCGCUGAAAUUAUAUUAAGUGCCUUCUUGUUUAGAAAUUAAUAUUCAAAUAUGCAGACACAUAUUGUUUGUCUUCUCCACUGAGGUAACAUUGUAGAGGGCACCUUUGAUGAUUUUGCAUUCUUGAUAUGGUUAAUGAAAGUGUACAAAUGCAAUAAAUAUUUAACGUUUGAGUGAGCAUGACACCCGUAUGUACUGUCUCUGUCCCACAAACGACUUAGCAAAUUUGCGUUCAGCCAGAACAACUUUGUGGUAUAACAAGUACCUAGUUUUAAUAUUACAGCGAAUUCACCUAUUUUAAAAUUAAAUAUAAUGUUGACAAUGUUAGAUUAUCCGUGCAACGUAGGAACUUUUUUUCAUGAUACUUUAAUUUUUAAAUUAAAUUAAAUUAAAUUAAAAUUAAAAUAAUUGUGAUAUUUUACAUAGCUACUUAACUCAUACUUAACUUUCUAAUGACCUUAUAUAAAUAUAUGUUGUAUUAUAAUGCUGAUCCAACAAAUAACAAUGCCUUACAUUUUCAAUACUCGACGGGUACAUUAAUAUUAUUAAUUGUAUAAGUUAUUGUAUGAUAAAUUUGUUUUCAGUGAGAGAAAAUUUAAAUUAUUUGGUAUAGUUACUUGAUACACUUAGUGUAGCCUUUUUUAAUUAUAAUGAUUAUUUAUUGAUUAUUAUAAAAGGGGGUUCCAUUUUACAUUUUCGAAUUACUUACAGAGCAAUUUACAAAAAAGCGAGUAUACAGUUGUAUAUACAAAAAUUAGUUAAUUACAUACUUGAUAGCAAUACCUAACAAAAUAUUUAGUUUGAAGUUUGAGCAUCAUUUUACGGUGUUUCAUUUAAACAAAUUAAAAAAAUUAAAAAUAACUUUGUAUAAAAACAUUUAGUUUAUUUUUUAGUCAGGUAUCAAAAAUUAAUUAAAAUAGAUAAAAAGAUAAUUAAGAUUAACUAAAAUAAUAAUAACAAAAAGUAACCCAUCGUUAAAAAAAAAAAAUAAAAAAAUAAACCAAUUUUCGUUCUAAUGAUAUAUUAUCACAAACGCCGUGCUACCUCCUUUAAGGGCUAAACUUUAAGAUAAGACGUACGCAGCUAUUUACUUCUAGUUUUUAAUUGUAAGUGUCGCGAUGUUUCAUCAAGAUCGAAAUUAAACUAUAAAUUUGUACAGCAAACAGAGAGUGGUAAAUAGGCAUGCGGGCAGGACAGACAAGACUAGUUGCAAACUCUGCAAACAAAAUUGGAAAAGAAACUAUUAUAAUAUACUGUUAUAAAUAUCGAUAUUGUUUUUGAAAUAUUGUUAUAGUGUCUAAAAUUUCAACAUCGACCCUUUUUGCGUUCAGUAAUCGAUGCCAUAUAUCAAUUCUGCGUUGUAAAAAUAAACCCCGUAUUUUUGGCGUUGUAAAUUAGGUACUUAUUUUACGUACUAUCCGUUACUCCGAUAGGCACAUCUACCGACGGAGCAUAAAAAAAUAUCGUAUACUCGUGUAAUGCUACUCUUUCGGUAUUACCGGUGAUAUAUUAUUAAACAUUUGGAAAGACUAUAUUCCCUCACUGUUACUUUCCGCGGUUGCCCCUCAUGUAUGAUUCAUAUUUACCUCCAUGCACAGAUCAAAACGAUUCGAAUAUAUAUCUACACUUUCGGUUCAAAAGUAUAUGUAUGUAAGUUUGCCGGUGUGUCAAAGUGAAAUAAAAUUAAGAAGUAGCGACGAAUCGGCAUUCCGGAAAAUUUUUGAACCCUACUUGUUACGAUAUCGAAUUCGUUUGAAAAAGUAUCGCCAAUCGGAUUCGUACACCUAAUACUUUCGAUGCCCGUGGGAUUUCGGAAUACUAUACUAGGUAUAUAUUAUAGAUUCAUUGGAAAUGAUCACAGCCGCACCGUUAAAAAUAAAAUAUAUUUUUAUAUUUUAAAAACAGCAAGGGCUAAGACGUCAACGUGACAUUUAUUGAACAUGAUGGAAACCUCGCGUCGGAAAAUCAUAUAAUAUUAAAACGAGUACAAAUAUUAAAAGAACACUGAUCUAGUUGUUUAUCUAGGGAUUUAAAAACCUAUCCGUAGGUCGUAGGGUUAGAAAUGAAUUUACAAAAAAAGUUACGGGAAGUGUUUUAAUUAUGUAUAUAAAAAAAAACUCGUUAUAUUAUUCCAUUAAAUUUAGAUGCAUCGCUAACAUCCCAACACUAUAAAAUUAUACUAACGAAUGUACAACAAAAUUGAAUCCGUUUUCAUUAAAAGUGUCGAAAAAAUGUAUAGUAUUCCUACAUUCUGUGCUCAAUUUGAAGUAAAUAUACUUCAAAUUAAACAUUUUACUUUUAGGUACGUGUUCUAUUUAAUUUUUUUUGUGUCUUUUGUUAAUAACUUUUCAGUCAGAAACCUUGCUCGGAAUAUUAACUUCUAAGCAGGUUUUUAGUAUCAAAAUUUGUCUAGUUGGUACAUUAAAAUGUCGUUGUAAAAUGUUUGAUCUAUAUUAAAAAGAGGAUUGUUUUUUGAUCUCUUUAAUUUUAGUAAUAAAUGGGAAAAACUGGCAAUUGUAUGUAUAUUUUUUAUUGAUUUCUGUGUUACCCUUGAAACAAAGUAAAAUAUGAGACUAAUAAUACUCUGCUUAGAAUCGUUUAUAAUGUUACAUGGUUUGUUAUUGCAUACAGAGAUAAACUAGAUAAUAACCUAUAAUCUAUAGAUUAAUAGAUUAGAUACUAAGAUUAGAUUAUUCUAUAACAGUUACAUACCUAUCAGCAGUAUUAGAUUUUUUAUUUAAAAAUACUCAUAUUUUAGUUACUUUUGGUAAUAAUAUAAUAUGUAACAUUACUAAAAACCUCUUAAAAAUGCCAAAAAACCAUUAAAAUAAGAACUUAAAAAAUAUUUUAGAAUGCAAAAACGGUAAAGGGGUUUAUAAUAAGCCCCCCUUUAAUGGCUUUAAAUUAUAAAACAAAAUUGUAUAACACUAAAAAAUAGUAUUUAAUAAAUUACAAGUGGUUUGAAGAGAAACUUUUAAACCCUUUUACUAUUUUUGCUUUUUAAAAUAUUUUUUAAGUGGUUUUUUUCAGGUCUUUUAAAUAUUUUUAAACACUUUUUUUUAUGGACUUUAAGUGUAUAUAAAUUCGUGCCCUAAUUGUUAUUAUUAUUAAAAUAAUGAUAAGAAUAAUAGUUUUUAAUAUUUCAUUGUCAACUAAAUCAACUCUCUUGACUGUGGGUUCUAUGUCAAAAUACCUCCGGAAAAAUAUCUCAUGACAAAAUAUCCCGAGAAAUGUUAGUUCAACUUUAACCUUUAUUAUAAGAGCUUGUGAUAAAAAGUUCAAUAAUUGCAUUUUAUCUCAAUGUGUCUUAUUAUCUUAAUCACGUGUAAUGUUAUUCUUUAUUUUAAUAAUGGUAUCGUGUGCUGUUUUAUUCCUAUUAUAUCGCGUAUCGUGAGCUAACCAUCUCAACUUAAAUUUAUUAAUACUUUUUUUAAAUUUUAAAUUCAAAAAUGCUAAAAUUUCUCCAAAGUGACGAAAAAAAUAAAUUAGCGUUGCACAGUUUAUAAAGUGAAAAUUAUUGACAAGAUGUUACACAACCACAGACGACUUAUCAGGUUUGUUGACUUACAAUUUAUUAAUUUUAGGACACAGAUUUUUAAAUGCCCGUGUCUUAGUUUUGCUUGUUCAUUAGCAUACACGUUUGCAUAUUUUGAAGUAAAUGUAUAUUAUAAAUGCAUAACAAUAAUAGUAUUUUUGUAAUCAUAUUUCGACAUGGAAUAUUUUUCCGGGUUUAUUUUCUCGUACCACCGUAACUAUUGCGUAUUGGUAACUAAACGGAUGAAUGUACACAAUGGGAAUGCACUAAAUUUAUUUUGGGAAACCAAAUAAAAUUUGCCAAGUCAACAAUUUAGUAGUUAACAAACAAUUUUAUUUAAUAAUUUAAUAUUUGAAAAAUGUCACUUAUUUAAAUAUUUAUUUUCGUACCAUAUUAAUGUAUUGCUAUUUUAAUAAUAUUGGUACACUUUAAUUUUGCAUGUAUAGAUAUUCAGUCGAGUUGGCGUUGAUGUAAUUACACUACCUUUGGUCAACAAACAACAUUAUGUCGUUUUUGCGGUUUGCUACUUAACAAACUUGUGUAUUGCUAGAUCCUUAGAAGACAAUACUGCAGAAUCCGUAGCUCAGUUUUUGUAUGAAAAAAUUUUAUGUAAAAAACCAUUGUCUGAAAUACAAAUAAGUUACAAAGGCAGACAGUUUUUUAACCUACUCAAAAUUGAACUCAAAUGUUGGACAGGCACUAAACCGUGCGUUACAACUGCAUACGGUCUUCCAGAGAAUGGAGUAGUUAAAAGUCUACACAGAACUUUAAAAAACACUUUGUUGCAGGUAAUUAUAUUAGAAAAUAAGUAAAUUUCAUUAACACAGCGUUGCAGGUUAUUGGUUUUCGAAAAAAAAAUAUGACUAAAUAAAUAAUUUUUAGCUCAAUAAGAAAAUUUAAUUUCUCUUUUCAUUGUGAAAUAGUCUAAACUUUAUUUUAAAUUUCGUAUGCCUAUUGUUUAGCGUUUGUAAUUUGAAUAAGUAUACAUUUUUAAUUUUAAAAUGGUAAUUCUCUCCCCCCUUUAAGCAUAAACUUGAAUAGAGAAUAUUUUGAAUAAUUUUGAUAUGCAUAACAUUAAACAUAGCCUAAACCUAACCUUGACGACUAGUAAUAUUACGUUUUUAAUUUAUUUAGAUUAAAAUCAAUAAUUACCUUAAAAAUAUACGUAUAUUUAUUGAUUUAAUUAAAUGAUUUUUUGGUUCAUCAGGAUGAUUUUUUUAAUUGGCCUGAAAUAUUAAUGGACAUACUUAAGGCAUACACACACACAGUUAUUGUUUCUGCCAAGUAUAAAGAAAUUUUUAAGAUUAAAUGCAGUAACGGCAAAGGUGAUAUUAAAUUCGAUGAUAACUGGGAUUUUGACGAAGAAAUAUUUAAAAAUAUACUAAACAAUAGAUUAAAAGGUAACACAAUAAUAUAAAAAAAAGCUGUCCUAGGAUAACGGGGACAGGUGCAUCUACUUUUGUAGGUAAGAAGUUGAAAAGGUAGGAUACAGAAAGGAAUUUAAUAUUGUUAAAUAUUGAUCCGAUUUUUCUAUUUUUUCUACGUUUAUUUCGUUUUUUCACUUGAGCUGGGAAAACUCUUUGGAAAAUCGGAAAACUACCUCCCUAAAGUAACUUGCCAGUCAAGUUUCCUUUCAGAAAAAUCUCUGUAAUUAUAAAUCGGACCGAAAUUGUUGGUAAAAAUAUUGUCCGCAGAAAAAAAUAAUAUUUUGCUAAUAUAUUUAUUUUUACUAAACAUUUUGUUCCGAUUAUUAACUUUAUGGGUGAUGGUUCCUAUACAAAAUAGGUAUCGUCUAGUAGUUACAAUGAGUUAGUUUUAGAUUCUGUGUGUGGAUGUAGCGAAGAACGUAAUUGUUUUACAAAGAUGUUUACUUUUAUUGUUUUAUCCCGUGUACAAAAAUUCUACCAGAAAUCUUGCUCCGAUAUGUACGCGUAGCACGAGCACCAUGUAGGAAAGUAAAUAUUGUUCGUAUAGUACUUUUGAGAGAUAUUUUUUUUGAUUUUCAAAGCGGUUUUCAUAAUAUCUAGGAUUCAAAAAUCAGCAUAAAACGUAAGAAAGCAGGAAAUUUACGAAAAUAAUAAUUUUAUUAUUAUUUCAGUUUUAUUUUUUAUUGUAAAUUAGUCAAAAAUAUCCGCAGAGACUUGAAAUUGGGCAGAAAACUUAUACUUGUUUUUUCUAGGUAUGGCAAAAUUUCCAAAAUAUUUGAGCUAUUUUAAAGUUUUUUAGAAAAAUUUUAAAACUUUUGUUAAAAUUCAGUUAAAAAUAUUCGUAUCAAUUUUAUAGAUUAAAAUUCUGAAAAAAAUUAUAUUUAAUCGAAAAAUACUCCUGGAUUUGUUGUCCAAACUUUUCUACCAGAAAUCAUGGUGUGAUGUAUCAAGUGUUUUUAUUUUCUGAAAUAAAAUUUUAUUUCCAUGAUUAUUUAGAGGGGUCACUUUUAGAUUUUUCAAGCGGUUUUCGUAAUAUUUGGGAAACACCGGAAUAAAAUGUUAAAAAAACGGAAAAUUUACGAAUUGUAGGUGUAUUAGUAAAAAAAUAUUAUGGUCUUUUUUUUCUGUGUACAAUUUUUCCAUCAGAAAUUAUGCUCCAAUUUAAAAUGAAAGCUCUUUUUUUGAAAGGAAAUCUGACUGGGAAGGUACUUUAAAAGGGUCAUUUUUCGAUUUUCCCAAGAGUUUUCCCAGCAAAUAUAAAAAACCGGGAUAAACGCAGAAAAAAACGGGAAAUUCGGUAGAAUAUUAAACAAAUAUUAUUAAAAAAAAUACAAAAUUCCCAUUUAAUUUUUUCUUAACAUAAUAUGACAUAUUUAAUGUUGUUAAAGCAUCAUUUUCUGAACUGCGCUCAGAAUCGUUUUUUCGUAAUCAAUGGCUUGUCGUGGCUUACAGAUGUACUUUAAAUUACCUAUAACAGUGUAUGCACUCGUCUUUAUUAUCCUAGGUCGUAUUUUUUAUUUUCUAUUUACUCUAAAUAUUGGGGGAAAAUCGAGAAAACGUCCAUUAUAUUCAAUUGUUUGUUUUGUUUUUUAAAUUCAAUUACAUUUCAAAGAUAAAUAAUACUGUAUAAGCUGGAAAUUGAACAGCAAUACAGCAAUAUAGCUUUUUCGAGCAAUGGUACGAUUUGUAAAACAUUUUAUCAAUUUGUAUACAUUUAAAGUUUUUUUAGGACUUUGUUAGACUUUUAUUUGGUUUUAUGUGAUAAAAAAUUGUUUUCGCCUAGUAUAAAUGCCCAAAAAUUCAACUUUUUAAAACAAAUAUUUUGUACUAGGUGCAUAUCAGAUAUUUAUUAUUAUUUUUGCAUGGGUUUAAAUUUAAAAUUUCGUCACACGUGUUCCAUUUCAAUUAAAUACCUGAUAGAAAUACUCUAAAAUUUCUGAAAAAUUAGUUGGGGGUACGGAUUCCCCGUGCGUUCACAUUCCUCAAUCCGAGCACGGCCCACAGACGGAAAACGGAUGCAAAAAACAUAGCUAUUAAUUAAUUUGUUUAAAUUUCUAAAUAAAUAAUAAUAUUAUAAUUUAGAUUUUUACAUUUUGUUUGUGUUUAAUAACUCAUUAAAUGAAAACAAAUGUCAUUUUCUGAUGGGAGUCUAUCGCCCGUGCGUUAUGUUAUAUGUAAAUUUUCAGCUUUUCCAAAUUUAAAAACAAACACUCAUGUACAUGUAUAUUGUUGUUUAGCGUUUAAGAAGGAAAAACAAUCUAUAAACAACCUAAGCAUAGACGUAGUUGGGUAUAACCACACUCAUUUGCAAAAUUUGCGACCGUAUGUAAAAUGCAAUUUUGAAUCGGAAGCGUAUUUCGAUCCCGAUGAUAAUAACGUCGUAAACCCAACAAAGCACCAAAAAUUCAUACCUGUAAACAAAAAUUGGAUGAAAACUCAAAUGAAAGCUUUUAAAAUUAAUUUAUCGGAUAGUGAUUUGGUUUGUAUUGCACAAACGUGCUCGAAGCCAUUAACAAAACCAAAGCGUAUCAUAGACGUUUUAGGCGACGGCAAUUGCUGGUAUCGAUGUAUUUCUCUGUGGGUAACAGGGUCAGAAAAAUACCACGAUGUUAUUAGAGCGGAAUUGUAUCAGGUAUUAUAAUAUUUUAUGCAAUUUUAAUAAUAUAUCGAAAUAACAUUAUUUUUGUGUCCUUGUUUUCAGUACGUGAUGAACAACAAGGACGUGUUGGGUUUCGCGGGUAAUGACUGGCAUAAAAAUAAUGAGCAGAUGAAUAAGAAUGGGACAUGGGUGGUUGACGUUGAAGUCUUCGCAACGGCACUAUUUUUGAAAACGAACAUAUACGUGUAUACCAAAUCGUGGUCUUGGCAGCUAUUCGGAGCACAAGGCAUGCACACAAAGGAAGUAGACCUGAUUAAUAAAAAAAGCAUUUAUAUCAUCAACUGUAAUUCAGAUCAUUUCAAAGUUGUAAUCGAUGUAAAUUAA
Molecule: messenger RNA, 14484 nt
Organism: Cinara cedri
Lineage: Eukaryota; Metazoa; Arthropoda; Insecta; Hemiptera; Aphididae
Source: the annotation of a GenBank genome assembly